CAUACUGACAUUGUUUGACAGAUUUGUAAUUUGUAUUCCAUUUUAUACGGAAAUACAUCAAUUUUAUAAUUAUAAAAGAAUAUUUAGUUACCAAUUACCACAAAUUAGUAAUAACCCAUGGCUGCGCCAGCGUCAAGAGUAACGAUCGGCCAACUUCUCAAACAAGGAUGGAAUGAAAUUCCUGAAAUUCUUGCUACAACAGGCCUAGCUUUCGUUGGUAUAGGUUUGGCCACAAUAGGAUGUUACAAUUACACAAAGAAUGAUGGAGAUAAUAGAAGGUACAAGAUGACCUACGUUAUAAUGAGACCCGACGAUCCAAGAGUGCAAAAGAUUCGAAAGGACUAAAUUAUAUUUGUUUUGAUGUUAGUAAAUCACUAGUGUGUAUUAUGUAAUAAAACUUGCUCUUAUUGA
Molecule: messenger RNA, 411 nt
Organism: Galleria mellonella (greater wax moth)
Lineage: Eukaryota; Metazoa; Arthropoda; Insecta; Lepidoptera; Pyralidae
Gene: NdufA3
Exons: 1
Coding region: 118-345 (75 amino acids)
Source: RefSeq, a predicted model, not a curated record